This is a messenger RNA of Arxiozyma heterogenica, 1329 nucleotides long. RefSeq names its product NADH kinase (gene POS5). The transcript has a single exon. The record is from RefSeq and is a predicted model, not a curated record. Gene Ontology annotation, molecular function: NAD+ kinase activity. Bases 1 to 1329 code for a protein of 442 amino acids. NCBI's taxonomy places the organism in Eukaryota, Fungi, Ascomycota, Saccharomycetes, Saccharomycetales, Saccharomycetaceae. Gene Ontology annotation, biological process: NAD+ metabolic process; NADP+ biosynthetic process.
AUGCUCAACCAUCAGUUAAGAAUAAUAACUAGAUGGCAAUGUUUUAUAUAUAAUACACGUUAUUAUUCUAUAUCCAGAAAUGUAGAGAUUAAGUCUGUGACCCAGUUAAGACCUCGUAUAAAGGCUUCCUUUGUUAGUUCUCCAAACUCUAAAUUACAAUCCAUGAUCUGGCAAAACCCUUUACAAAAUGUUUUAAUUACAAAAAAACCUUUCACUUUAGGAACACGUGAAGCAAUGGUGAAAUUCAUUACUCACUUACAUGACUCUUAUCCUCAAGUUAAUGUUAUUGUAAAUCCAGAAGUGGCAGAAGAAAUUUCCGAGGAUUUCUUACAGACUAUUAAUAAUGAUCCUAAUAGACCACAUGUUUUAUAUACGGGUACACAACAGGAAAUCAUUCAAAAGACUGAUCUAUUAGUGACAUUGGGUGGUGAUGGGACCAUCUUACAUAGUGUUUCAAAGUUCGAAAAUCAUCAAGUACCACCUGUAUUAGCCUUUUCCUUAGGGACUUUAGGUUUCUUGUUACCAUUUGAUUUUGAGGAAUAUAAAAGUAUAUUUAACAAGGUUAUAAGUUCUAGAGCUAAAUGCUUACACAGGACAAGAUUAGAAUGUUAUAUUGUGAAACGUAAUAAGAAUAAGAAUAUUGAUGAUAACAAUGACGACACUAAGACAGAUAAGAAUAAUUUUCAAUCUGGUAACAUAAUUCGCAGGGCUAUGAAUGAUAUUUUUAUUCAUAGAGGCAAUGCACCACAUUUGGCAAACUUAGAUAUUUAUAUUGAUGGAGCCUUUUUGACAAGGACUAUGGCUGAUGGUGUUAUAGUAUCUACUCCCACAGGUUCCACAGCGUAUUCGUUAUCUGCAGGAGGGUCUAUUGUAUCUCCUUUAGUCCCUGGAAUCCUUUUAACCCCCAUUUGUCCAAGAUCGUUAUCAUUCAGACCCUUAUUGCUACCACAUUCUUCUCAUAUAAAGAUUGUUGUUGGAUCUAAGAUGAAUCAACUUAAUAAUGAUAUUGUAAUAAAUAUGUCAGUUGAUGGAUUCCGUCAAGAGAAUCUACAUCUAGGUGAUGAAAUUCAUAUUAUUAAUGAAGUUGGGACUAUUUACAUAGAAGGAACACAAAUUCCACCGUAUUAUAAGGAUAAACAAAGUGGAUUGGACAACAUUAAAAGUAACAAUAAUAAUACAGAGAGCGUAAAAGAUUCACAGUUGAAUCAUAGACUAAAUUCAGGUAUAUAUUGUAUAGCUAAGACUGAAAACGACUGGACAAAGGGCAUCAAUGAAUUGUUAGGUUUCAAUUCCAGCUUUAGGUUCACCCGUCGCCUUCAAGAUAAUUGA